AUGCAUAAGAGCAUACUUUUGGUCUUUAUUCAUGGCUUUAAGGGUGGCGAUGACACCUUCGCCCAUUUUCCAGAGCAUCUUCGGGUUUUAGUCAGCAAGGCACUCCCUGCAGUCACGGUCGCAACGGCUGUGUACCCCAAGUAUGAGACCAAAGGCGAUCUGAAAGAAUGCGUGGGAAGGUUCCGAGAAUGGCUGCAGAACACCGUGAUUGAUCUGGAGGUUGCAAACCAUACUGCGUCACCUACUGUUGACCCAUCGGUCCACGUUUUCCUGGUUGGGCAUUCCAUGGGUGGCAUCGUUGCAGCGGAGACACUACUAUUGCUAGCAGCUGAGCAGCCCAUUUAUCACAACUCAACAUCAGAUGCACAGUUGGCACCUGAACCAGAUGACCAGCCUCCUGUUGUGGAACCUGGUACAUUCAUGUUCCCUCACAUCCAAGGAGUCCUCGCUUUUGAUACUCCAUACCUAGGUAUUGCUCCAGGUGUAGUAUCCUACGGGGCAGAGGGUCAUUUUCGCAAUGCUACUACUGCCUACAAUACAUUUUCCGAAGUUGCUGGGCUCUUCGGAUAUGGUGGAAAGAACGACACAGCAACAGGAGCAGAUGCAGCUACCGCAAAGGAACCCCCCCAGGCCCUACCAGCAUCGACUGAUGCCGCUGCAACUCCAUCUUGGCAGCGAUGGGGUCGGUAUGCCAUGUUUGCCGGAGCCGCAGGGGCGGUCGCUGCGGGGGGUGCGGCUGCUUUAUACACCAACCGACAGAACUUGUCCGCAGGUUUCAACUGGGUAUCGUCUCAUCUUGAGUUUGUGGGAUGCCUAGCAAGAACCUCGGAACUGCGUCAGCGUAUUGCAGGCUUGGCCACUGUGCAGGGCGAACGAGGCAUCAAGUGUGUCAACUUCUAUACGUGUCUCGGCAAAGGCGCGUCGUCUCUCGUCCAAACCCCGGAACCAGGCAAGAAAUUUUUCAGUGAAAGAAUUAUUCGCUCAAAUUUCCGCACGUUUUGUACCCUUCCACCUGAGGUUGAGAAUGGCCAACAAAGUCCUACCCCAGGGCUUCGGUGGGUCAAGACCAUCAAUGAUCAAGCCCCAGACGAAACUCAAGCCCAUGUCAGCAUGUUCAUAUCUAAGAACAACCCGGCUUACUUUGACCUGCUCAGCGAGGCUGGCAAGACCUUGGUGGCCUCGAUUGACGUGGGCUGGUAUAACAGCUCCACCACACCGGCCGAACAGAACAAUCCCACAGAGCAAGAAAAUCCCGAAGGUGACGAUGACUUCAUGGACGCCGAUGACGUUGUCGUUGUGGAAUGA
Molecule: messenger RNA, 1305 nt
Organism: Penicillium odoratum
Lineage: Eukaryota; Fungi; Ascomycota; Eurotiomycetes; Eurotiales; Aspergillaceae
Exons: 3
Coding region: 1-1305 (434 amino acids)
Source: RefSeq, a predicted model, not a curated record